AUUUCUUUACUGCCAUUCCUGGAAUGUGCAUUCACAAUUAAGGCAUCCAAAAGACCUUUAUGUAGUAGCUAAGCUCUAUUUGAGCAUUUUAGACUUUAAAUUGAAAUCCGAACUCAGUGUUUAACUUUGAAGGUCAAAGACUGGAUGUCCUGUUAAAAAAAAAAGAGAGAAACACGCAGGAAUUCGGCCAGGCUUAUUUGUAGUUAUUCAAAUAUUUCCAUUCCUGUGUAAAGGCAGACACACGCUCCCACACUUGCACACACGUUCAACCAUUAACUACCUGAACGUCAGGACUCACUGAUGAGCUUUAAUCUAUGCUACUGAAAGUAAGAUUAAUGAUGAAACACCUGAGAUGCGCAUCUGUCCUUCUGCUCUCCACAUCUGCACAGGGCUCAAGAGAUGAGUAAAAGAUGCCGUGCUCUGGGGCCAAAAGAACCCGAUACAUCAUCUUAAGUGUGAGUGUGGUCAUCUGUGUAUUUAUAUUCUCUCGACCUUCUGUACAAAGACUUCUCUUUGGAGCGUGUGCAUGUGGUCAGUGCGUGUCAGACAUCGCUCAUGACCCCUGGUUUCAACAGCGAUACGACCCCUACGCCCAACCCUUACUGACUAAGAAAAACUGCAUACUCAGCAACACCCUCUAUUGGUGGUGGCAAAAGCUACAAUAUAAGAGUAGAGUGAACUAUGAAGCAGUAGCGGAGAUGUUAUUUGGCAUCUUCCCGAAUGAAGAAGAUUACUCAGAUGCUAGUCCAGGCCGCUGCAGAACCUGUGCUGUAGUGGGGAAUUCUGGGAACCUCAAAGGAUCCCACUACGGUGCGCUCAUCGAUGCCCAUGAUCUUGUCAUUAGGAUAAAUAAGGGCCCAACCGAAGGCUUUGAGCGGGACGUGGGGUCUAAGACCACUCACCGUAUCAUCUACCCUGAGAGUGCCAUGGACAUGGACAACUCCACUCACCUGGUGCUGAUCCCUUUCAAGACUGUGGAUCUGCAGUGGCUCAUCAGUGUCUUCACGACCAAACACAUCGAUCGCAUGCUUCAGCACUUUUACCAUAAAGACAUCACUUUAUUUCAUCAGUGCCUACUCUCCUGCUUCAGCCUCACGUAUGUUCCAGUGAAACCCAGUAUAAAAGCAAACAGGGACAAGGUGAUGAUCCUCCAUCCUGGUUUUCUAAAAUAUAUUCAAGAGCGCUGGCUGCAGAAACAUGGCAGAUACCCAUCCACUGGUUUUAUUACACUCAUAUUUGCCUUGCACAUCUGUGACCAGGUUAGUGUAUUUGGGUUUGGCGCAGAUGAAAAUGGAAACUGGCAUCAUUACUUUGAACAAAAUAAGCAUCAUCAUAAUGCUGGUAAUCAUGGAGGAAGCUAUGAAUAUAGUAUUGCACUUCAGCUUCAUGAGAAAAAAAGGAUUCAUUUGUAUAAAGGAUGGUGACCAUUACAGUGAACUUCUCAUUUAUUAAUCCUUUAUAACAUUAUGUAUGUUUAAUAUAUCAUGUCAUGAACAAAACAAAGGCUACAUUAGGCUCAGUACUCAGAACCUCCUAAAACAAAAAUUAUUUCUCAAAUGCAUUUACAGACACACUGAUCCAAAGUCAUGCUCUUAUGUGAAACAGAUUCUGAAAUGUAUCUACAAGGAGCAGAUUUGCACUUUUAAUAUGCAAUUUAGCUGUUAUCACUUUCUUCACAUUUCCUUUGGGAUUAAUUAUACUACUGAAGUGUCUCAUGAGAAAGAGCAGCAGUUAUUUGAAGAAACUGAUGGAGAUUUUGGAGUGUCCCCUGCACAAGUGCUGACAGGUAGAUGGGUGAGAACACGGCUAUCAGCGUCAGCUGACAUUUUAAAACCUCAGAUCGUUACCAGCUCAGUAACGCAGUUAUUGGAGUCAUGUCAAAGGAAACAGAAAGAAAACUAAAAGUUGGGGAUAGUGUCAGAUUUUGGAAGGAUGGGACUUGGGACCCAACUUAAGCUAUUACUGUAGCUGAGCAACCAAGGUCUUAAAUUGUGGAAACAUACAAAGUUGUAUAAAAGUAACCGUAGGUAAGGCAACAGCAAGACAACCCCCAAAAGGGAAGGGUUUUGCAGGUCGUGGCCACAGACAAUUGCUCUCUCCUUAUCCUUCCUGAUUUGUCUCUAGUUUAGGGUUUUGUUAGGGUCCUUGUCAUUACUUAGUAUGAGCAUGAAACAGUAUCUGCAACCCAAUAAGGUUGCACAGGUGAUCCAAUCCCUCAUUGCAAGCGGGUUCAGGUGCAUGUUGGGGACAUAGAAGGGUAACAAGCAGCAUAUGCUUCUUUGUACAAAGAGGAACAGGGGGAGCCCUACAAAAUGAGUUCCAGCAGGCUACUAGUGUGCAUGUUUCAGACUAAACUGUCAGAAACAGACUCAUGAGUGCCUGACGUCCUGUAGUGGGACCUGGACUCACAUCCCAGCACCAGGCAGCUCUCUGGCAUUUGCCAGAGAACACCAGUAUUGGCAGGUCCGCCCUUGGUGCCCCGUUCUCUUCACUGAUGAGAGCAGGUUCACACUGAGCACAUGUGACAGACGUGUAAGAGUCAGGAGAUGCCGUGAGAAGCAUCUGCAACAUCACCCAGCACGAGCGGUUUGGUGGUGGAGGAAUAUCUUGAAGGGUUGUGAGUCAGUGAUACCCUUACUGCUGUUAGGUACCGGGAUGAAAUCCUCAGAGCCUCUGUCAGAGCUAACACUGGUGCAUGAGGAAGCCCAGCCUCGUGUGGUCAGAGUGUGCGUGCAGUUUCUGGACAACAAAGACAUUGAUGCUAUUCACUGGCCCUCAUGUUCCCCAGACCUGAAUCCAUCUGAGAACCUCUGGGACACUAUGUAUAGGAGCAAAUGAAGCCGCCAAGUAGGACCAGACUGUCCAGGAGCUCACUGAUGCUCAGAUCCAGGUCUGGCAGGGGAUCCCACAGAACACCAUCAUAUCAGGAGCAUGUCUAGAUGUCGUUGCAGUGCGUACAGGCAUAUAUAUAUAUAUAUAUAUAUUAUUUGAAUUUCAGUGUGAUUUUGAAUCAAGGCCUUAAUGGUUUGUUGAUUUUGGCUUCCAUUUAUCAUUGUCACAUAAUUUUGCUUUCAACAAAUUACACAAUGUAUGACUUUCAACUUGAAUAUUUUGUUAGUUGAGAACAAAUUGAACAAAAUUGUUUUGUAGGCUGUAAUGUGAGAAUUCAUUUAAAUGUAUCAUGAUGUUUUUCUGUGUUUGUAUGUGAUUUUUAUUGUAUUGAGCUUUAAUGAUAUAAUGUUAAAAAAUGUUUUCUACAACUUAAACAUACAGUAAGGAACGUAAGUGACAUAUAUAAGCUACGACUCGGAUGCCACAGAGCCACUCACAUAUUAUCCAUUAAAUUCAACAAUAUUUGUCCUAUAUCAUUGUUAAUAUACAUAUUGAAUUCACCCUUGGCUACCUUUUUGACAAUUAUAGUUUUACAGCUUAAAUAAAGUCUAAACAUAUAGGGGGGAAAUGUAAUUAAUGUAGCCCUUUAUCUUUCAU
Cyprinus carpio (common carp) is the source of this 3489-nucleotide messenger RNA. RefSeq names its product ST3 beta-galactoside alpha-2,3-sialyltransferase 1, like 3 (gene st3gal1l3). The record is from RefSeq and is a predicted model, not a curated record. The transcript is spliced from 8 exons. The coding region runs from base 411 to 1424 and encodes 337 amino acids. Lineage: Eukaryota; Metazoa; Chordata; Actinopteri; Cypriniformes; Cyprinidae. Gene Ontology annotation, molecular function: beta-galactoside (CMP) alpha-2,3-sialyltransferase activity.